Phyllostomus hastatus (greater spear-nosed bat) is the source of this 6157-nucleotide messenger RNA. RefSeq names its product solute carrier family 26 member 5 (gene SLC26A5). Gene Ontology annotation, molecular function: bicarbonate transmembrane transporter activity; chloride transmembrane transporter activity; secondary active sulfate transmembrane transporter activity. The record is from RefSeq and is a predicted model, not a curated record. Bases 1 to 2226 code for a protein of 741 amino acids. Gene Ontology annotation, cellular component: membrane. The transcript has 18 exons. Lineage: Eukaryota; Metazoa; Chordata; Mammalia; Chiroptera; Phyllostomidae. Gene Ontology annotation, biological process: transmembrane transport.
AUGGAUCAUACUGAAGAGAAUGAAAUCCUUGCAGCAACCCAGAGGUUCUGUGUGGACAGGCCGGUCUUCAGUCAUCUGGUCCUCCAGGAGAGGCUACACAAGAAGGACAAGAUUCCAGAUUCCAUUGGGGAUAAGCUGAAACAGGCAUUCACAUGUACUCCUAAGAAAAUAAGAAAUAUCAUCUAUAUGUUCUUACCCAUCACUAAGUGGCUGCCAGCAUACAAAUUCAAAGAGUACGUGCUAGGUGACUUGGUCUCAGGCAUAAGCACUGGGGUGCUGCAGCUCCCUCAAGGUUUAGCCUUCGCAAUGUUGGCAGCUGUGCCUCCGGUGUUUGGCCUGUACUCUUCAUUUUACCCUGUUAUCAUGUAUUGUUUUUUUGGAACCUCCAGACACAUUUCCAUAGGUCCGUUUGCUGUUAUUAGCCUGAUGAUUGGUGGUGUGGCUGUUCGAUUAGUACCAGAUGAUAUAGUCAUUCCGGGAGGAGUAAACGCAACCAACGGUACAGAAGCAAGAGAUGCUUUAAGAGUGAAAGUCGCCAUGUCUGUGACCUUACUUGCAGGAAUCAUUCAGUUUUGCCUAGGUGUCUGCAGGUUUGGAUUUGUGGCCAUAUAUCUCACAGAGCCCUUGGUGCGCGGCUUUACCACGGCAGCAGCUGUGCACGUCUUCACCUCCAUGCUAAAAUACCUGUUUGGAGUCAAAACAAAGCGGUACAGUGGGAUCUUUUCAGUAGUGUAUAGUACAGUUGCUGUGUUGCAGAAUGUUAAAAACCUCAACGUGUGUUCCCUAGGCGUCGGGCUGAUGGUUUUUGGUUUGCUGUUGGGUGGCAAGGAGUUUAAUGAGAGAUUUAAAGAGAAAUUGCCGGCACCCAUUCCUUUAGAGUUCUUUGCGGUGGUAAUGGGAACUGGCAUUUCAGCUGGGUUUAGCUUGCAUGAGUCGUACAAUGUGGACGUCGUUGGGACACUUCCUCUGGGGCUACUACCUCCAGCCAAUCCAGACACCAGCCUCUUCCAUCUCGUGUACGUGGAUGCCAUCGCCAUAGCCAUUGUUGGGUUUUCAGUGACCAUCUCAAUGGCCAAGACCCUGGGAAAUAAACAUGGCUACCAGGUUGAUGGAAAUCAGGAGCUCAUUGCACUGGGACUGUGCAAUUCCAUCGGUUCACUCUUCCAGACUUUCGCAAUUUCAUGCUCCUUGUCUCGGAGCCUUGUUCAGGAGGGAACUGGAGGGAAGACACAGCUUGCAGGUUGUUUGGCCUCGUUAAUGAUUCUGAUGGUCAUAUUAGCCACGGGAUUCCUCUUUGAAUCAUUACCCCAGGCUGUGCUGUCUGCCAUUGUGAUCGUCAACCUGAAAGGAAUGUUUAUGCAAUUCUCAGAUCUCCCCUUUUUCUGGAGAACCAGCAAAAUAGAGCUGACCAUCUGGCUUACCACUUUUGUUUCUUCCUUGUUCCUGGGAUUGGACUAUGGUUUAAUUACUGCUGUGAUCAUCGCACUGAUGACUGUGAUUUACAGGACACAGAGUCCAAGCUACAAAGUCCUUGGACAGCUUCCUGACACAGAUGUGUAUAUUGAUAUAGAUGCAUAUGAGGAGGUGAAAGAAAUUCCUGGAAUAAAAAUAUUCCAAAUAAAUGCCCCAAUUUAUUAUGCAAAUAGUGACUUGUAUAGCAGUGCAUUAAAAAGAAAGACUGGAGUGAACCCAGCCCUUAUCAUGGGAGCAAGAAGAAAGGCCAUGAAGAAGUAUGCUAAGGAGGUCGGGAAUGCAAACAUGGUCAAUGCGACCGUCAUCAAAGCAGAUGCAGAAGUCGAUGGAGAAGAUGGUACAAAGCCUGAAGGAGAAGAUGAAGAAAUCAAGUACCCCCCAAUAGUCAUCAAGAGCACCUUCCCUGAAGAGCUACAGAGGUUCAUGCCCCCUGGGGAAAAUGUCCACACCGUCAUUCUGGACUUCACACAAGUCAAUUUUAUUGAUUCCGUUGGUGUAAAAACUCUGGCAGGGAUUGUAAAAGAAUAUGGAGAUGUCGGUAUUUAUGUGUAUUUAGCAGGAUGCAGUGCACAAGUUGUGAAUGACCUCACACAAAACCUAUUUUUUGAAAAUCCUGCCUUAUGGGAGCUGCUGUUCCACAGCAUUCAUGAUGCAGUUUUAGGGAGCCAACUUCGAGAGGCGCUUGCAGAACAAGAAGCCUUAACUCCUCCACCCCAGGAGGAUACAGAGCCCAAUGCCACUCCUGAGGCGUGAGGAACUCAGCCUGGGAUGGGGUAUGAGCCUCUCCUGAAAUUACUCAUUUACACAUUUUAAAUACCAGAGAAUAGGUUUUUUUUUUUCAAAGGGUAAAUACAAGUAGUCAAGGCUUCAUUUGGAGGGUGAAUGAUGCCUAGCAAGAUGUAUCUUACUUGUGUGUGUGUGUUUUUUAAUUUACUACUUCCAAAAUAUAUUGGCCUCUCACCUGCAUUUAUUGUGCAGUGACAGACAUUUCUGUUACUUUUUAGUAUUAUCUUUGUCAGCCAAGCACUUAUUUUUCCUUUUAAGUACCUUACCUACAAAUCAGAUAUGCUGUUGCCAGAUGGGUAGUGGUUCCUUGCUUUUGUACUUGCUGGUCUACAGAUCUUCUGUAACUGAAGUUAACAAACAGUAGUGGCAUACCCACAGUUUUCUGGAAGUUCUUUCUAAAACACCAUAUGUUUUUAUAGAAGCAAGGUAAGCACAUUACAGAAAAACUAGACUAGCAAAAAUAAGAAAAUAAAAAUAUUAUAUUGCUACCACUCAAGGAUUAUUGCUAACACCUUAAUGUAUCCUUUCAGAUCUUUAUGUAUACAUAUUUACAUCUUUUAACCAAAAUAAGAUCAUACUCUACAGUGUCUGUAACCUAUUUUUUUUCUCAUUCCAGAACAUUUUUACCUCAGACCAUAUUCAAAUUUCCCCCACUUGUCCCCAGAUUUGUAGUUGAUUUGUCCAAACUAGUAUCCAUUGUGUGACCUUACACCAUAACUGGUCAUGUCCCUUUAAGUCCCUAAGUGUAUCUUACUCUAGCACAGUCCCUUUUGGGAUGACAUGGACUUGUUAACGAGCCUGGGGCAGUUGUCCUGGAGAAUCCCGUACUGGUCAUGUAUCUAUGUGCUUCCUCAAGGUGUUAUUUAGCUUGUCCUUUUAUUUUCUGAACUACUUGUGAUCUAGAAGUUACAUCUAUAGGCCUCAUGGAUUUGAAUAAAACAUUUUUUACUAGAAUAUAUGACAGAUGAGACACAGGCUUCAGCCUGCAGCACAUCAGAAAAGAACACACUAUGUAGUUGACCCUACUAACAGAACAGCCUAAUCCCCCAAUUGUGUCUUCACCUUUCUGGUUAGUGAGUUAUCUGCAUGGUGUUCCUUUGGCAUGGAAUGAAUUCCUGGUUUCCCAUUAGCCAUUCACCUGGGAGUUUUAACAUCUAGUGGUACUCUUUGCCUAAAUCAGUAAAUAUUAAGGUUUGUUAAUUUUUUUCUCUGAUUUUCUUAUUUCUUCUGCAUUUAUUAGUUGAUGUUUCUAUGUAAAUUAUUAUAGCUUUCCUUCCUCAACUUGAGCUAUUUAGUCAUCCUUAAAUACAGUUCUUACUGGAAAGGCAGAUUCGUUUUUUCCAUUUAAUUAUCAAAUUCAAAGUAAGAAGUUGGUUUUAUAAACAGAUGGUGACAAAUUAGGUUCUUUUCAAUUUCUUUUUUGGUGUAAUUAUAGACUCAUGAGUUUUUAUAUUUUAAUGUGUUUCAGUCUGUUAGUUAUUCUAUUUGGUGCUAAAAUUGUCACAACUGUGACCAGCAGGAGCCCCUAGAAAUGUUGCUAAUAGUGAAGUAGCCUGAAGACUACGUAUUUAAGAAAACUAACUCCAUUCCUUAGAAGUCCAUAAAAGUUAUUUGGUUAACUCUUCAUCAAACUCAGUUUUAAGCCUAUGAAUGAGUAAGAUGCUUAUUUUCAAGUACUCUUUUUAGUUGUUCCAAAGGAGACCAUUAAGACAAUUUGUCAUCAAAAGUUCUUAUUCUUACAAUUCUAACAGAUCACUCUAAUUCAAAGCACAAGUAUUAAUUGGCUAACCUGCCUAAGGCCUCCCCUGCUAAGAUUUCCUGCUAAUAUUGUUUGCCUUUUUUAUAUGCUUUUUUCUUCUUUAAAAAAAUGUUUUCUUAUUGAUUCCUUGUUUUAGUGUUCAUGAAGAAAACACUGGCAGGAGAAAAGUGGUCACAUCCCAGGAAAGCACUGCGCUAGCAUAGGUCUACUCAAAACCAAACUCUGUGGUUUGUUUGCUUUAACUCCAGUGAGGUUUCUCAUUACUUUACUAAUUUAAUUCAAAGUAGACCCCUUCUUUCUAAUCAAUUCUUUACCUAGAUAUACAGGGAAAUUAGAUAUACAUUCAGUUAUUUCCUUGGCAAUCAUCAUACACAAGAUCCAGUACAUCUGCGUUCUAAUACAGACUGCCUUCUGAAAGAGCAUGUAGUUGUAGAGGCUCAGCUUAUACUAGAAACUUUUGUAAAAGGGCCUGCAUCAUUUCAGCCAUUUAGGAUUUUAAACAAUGUUACAGAAUUUUUCAUUGUAUAUCCCUUAGCACCAGCCUUCAACAAAUGCUUUACACAUAGUGGAGACCCAAGUCCUAGUAUUGAUAGGUUGAAAGUAGUGUACAAAAAAGUAUGUCUAUAUCUUACAAAUUUGUAUUUAACUUUUCUUUAAUGUUUAGCCUAGUUUGAAUAGAAUUCUACCAUGUACAUAAAAAGCCCUGAAGUCUUACUGAAGGGAAAUGUUUUUGUUUCAGCAUGUUUCUGAGAAUCUAAAAACGCACUUCAGAAUGUAUUUUAUCUGUAUGUAAAUAUUUUGGAAUGUUUUACUUAGAAUUAUUUCGUCUAGUGGAAAAUUUCCUGGUCUCUUUUUACUUAGUCAAGUUCCGUCUCUACCUUCUAUCUGGACUUUAAUAGCUGCUAGUGUAUGCCUGUGUUUUUCAGCCGAUUCAAAUUCAGAUUCUUGUUGCCCUAUCAAAAUGGGCAUAACACACAUCAAUCAGUAAACAUAGGGACUAGCCCUAUUUUAUAGUAGUAGGGGACAACCCUGUUUUCAGGAAGGUCCCAUAUAAACAAAUGCUUUGUCUUUCUCAUAUCCUGCAUAAUAUGACAGUGGUUGAUCUCUACCUCAUGGAGGGGUGGAAUGUUUGAAAACAAUGUGAACCAGGGCUCAGGGAACUCCUAGUCAUGUCAUAGACACUGACUCUGCAUAAUCAUAUGGCAGCUGGUAGGGGGAUCCCAAUUGCCAAUCUCAUCUGCAGUGGGACUCAAAGAUAACAGUUAAAGAUCUGAAUCCUCUACAAGCCCUGGGAGUAGCUCACUUUGUAGUUUUCAGGUAACAUCUCAAAUAUCCACUCCAUGUGGUUUGACCCUGUAUCCUUACCUGUUUAACAGAAAGGAGGUACUUGCCUCCAAAGGUACAUUGAGAAAAUGAGUAUGCCCUCCUGUGUGCAUGAGGGCAGCAAGCCCAGAGAAUCUGCACUGGAGUGGGUAGGUGUGUUUUUCUGUGUUUUAGGGGGUGAGGGUGGGGGGUGUGCCCUUGUGUGGGGAUGAGGGAGGGAAUGCUAUGUGGUGGGGAAGGCUUUAUCUACUAUGUCUGCCCCUUUAAACAUAGUAAAUCAAUUUAAAUUCUAAGAUCAAAUAAAACUUUAGUGUGAGACUGUAUGCUUUAAUGAGUGCAAAAAAACUGUUGGUCCUUUUUAGUAUACCUUUCAGGAAUGCUUAGGAUUCAGUAUGUUUAGAUUCUUGAUAUGGUUUGAGUGCUGGUAAGAGUAAAUAUGAGAACUGAUAAAAGUACCAUCUAAUUCUCCAAACCAAAAUGCAUAUAGCCAACCAAAAUGCAUUCAGUGGUUUUGAAACCCCUCAAAUCCCAGUAAAAUGUUCAAAAGCUAGCUGCCUGCUUAUUGACAUGAAUGUAAUCAAGUUUGAACAUCUCACAAAUCCAUCUUGCCUUUGAAAAUGACCCACCAGCUUUUUCAUUGUACUGGUAUAUAGCAUUUACUUUGUGAACAGGUGAUCCUCAUCAUUGUGGAAAUUAAAUUUUUAUAAAUCUGGUAACAUUUUUAAAUGUUAUAUUUUUUAAAGUAUCACUGCAGUAUUAUUUUUCUAUUCAUAAAUCCUUUGUAUUAUCUAUUAGCACUCUGACUGUAUAAACAUA